This is a messenger RNA of Cladophialophora carrionii CBS 160.54, 1101 nucleotides long. RefSeq lists its product as uncharacterized. NCBI's taxonomy places the organism in Eukaryota, Fungi, Ascomycota, Eurotiomycetes, Chaetothyriales, Herpotrichiellaceae. The transcript is spliced from 7 exons. The coding region runs from base 1 to 1101 and encodes 366 amino acids. The record is from RefSeq and is a predicted model, not a curated record.
AUGUCCAACAGCGGAGUGUUUGGACCCACCCCUCCCGGUGUCGACCUGUCCGAGACGCACAAUGCAGCCGUGGUCGAAGCAGUCGUCAGUUUGAUGGUGAUUGGCACCGUUGCCGUGGUUUUGCGCUUUGUGAGCCAGUUCCUGCGCGAUGGUAGAAAGUUUUUGUCAUGGGAUGACUACUUGAUCAUCCCGGCACUGGUGUUGGCCCAUGGCACAGCAAUCUGCUCGUUGGUCAGUCUCCCAUAUGGAGGAGGAAAACACCUCUGGGUCUUGUCAGCACAGGACUUUACGACGAUUUGGCAGAUUCUUUUCGCAUACGUGAUGAUCUACGCAGGCGCUGUCAGCUUCACCAAGGCAUCCAUUGUCAUGUUCUACUGGCGUCUUUUCCACCAGAAGUGGACAACCUACGUCUGUCUCUUUCUGGUGUGGAGCUACUUCGUGGUCAUUAUCGUCACGAUCAAUACCGGCUGCCAGCCGUUGGAGUACUUUUGGACUCAGUACACGACCCCUGGGGCAGAGGGUCAUUGCAUCAAUGUGUCGUUGUUCUUCUUCGCAAACGGCAUCUGGGCCAUGCUUGUCGAUGUCUGCAUCUUGAUCACUCCCAUCCGACCCAUCUACAAAUUGCACAUGUCGAGAAACAUGAAGAUCAUGAUCGCCGGAGUCCUCGGACUCGGUGCCUUUGUUUGCAUUGCGUCUAUCGUACGGAUAAUCACCAUCCACCAUCUGAUCAACAGUGGCGACCUGACCUGGGCCAUGUCGAGCGUCUUCAUCUGGUCCUGCUGCGAGCCGUUCAUUGGCAUUGUAUGCGCUUGCAUUCCCUGCUACGCGCCCCUCUUCCGGCGGAUUUGGAAACAAGCUCACACUUCAUCACGAUCAAAGGGUACCUCGGCCGUCUCGGGUGGGAAAGUGUCAGGCCAGGAUAGCAAGGCGAGCCAGAAUGCGUCCAAAGGUCAACGAUCCUGGAAUCGUAUUCAAAGUGACGACGAAGUCCAACUUACAAACUUUGCUGAUGGGCCAGGGAGCAUGCGAACCAAGGGCAGCGAUGAAGCAUCUGGAUUGAAAGACAUGCACGUCAAGACUUGGGAAGCCCAUGCCGUCUGA